GCUCGUCGUCGUCUUCGGUGCAGCUCACGAAGGGGGGGAAGUAGAAAUGAUUUAGAUACAAAAAUAUACUAUGUAGUUGUAAUUAGAAGGUACAACAGUACUGAUGGUGUCUGAUCUAUUUGCAUGAUGCCUUUUCUUGGACCUGGACUAUUAAUUUUUCGUACAAACCGUCUCAUUGCCGUAUUAAUCACUACAACCUCGCUAAACGAGCAUAGCACGGGAUUUUUCACUCAAACGAUAAAGCAUUACUCCUACCGAAGCGGAUUGAUUAGAGGUCAAUGAACUAAAUGUAUAUGAUUCUAGUUGUCAUGUUCACGUUGAUGUUUACUAAGUAGGUAUGAAGAUGUUUUUCUGAAAUGAAUAGAAGAUUAGCUGCACUGGUCAACCCUGUAGAUGUUGAUGUUGUCUGCACAGAAAGCGAACUACACGUUACUAGGACUCUUUUUGAUGUGCAUACGCUCGCGUACUAUUUGCAUCACUUCUUCUGUUGACGUGUGUCGGCAACAGACGAACUUUAUUUUUGAACAGUUGUGCAUAUUACUCGUCAAAGAUGAAGAGAGUAAGAGAAGCACGUGUAGUUUGUGGGUUUCGCUAUUUGCAAUGAGGAACGAUAUUUAUCUGUGGUUGAAGCCGACGAGAUCGCAAAAGACCACUAAAUGUAACUAUUAUAUUUAUGGUGUGUUUCAAGAAUGUGAAAGAAGUUUUCGUUGUGAUAUGCCUGUUUCGAAUUUCAGCGAUGUCAACAGCUUGGGUCGAAAUUAA
Molecule: messenger RNA, 762 nt
Organism: Amoebophrya sp. A25
Lineage: Eukaryota; Dinophyceae; Syndiniales; Amoebophryaceae
Source: the annotation of a GenBank genome assembly